AUGGCUAAUUCCCUACAGAGAAGGUGUGCAUUUGGAUCUCUCUCCAUUGAGAGCUCCAAUGGUUAUAGUGCUGGAGGUGCUUGUGUUUCCUAUGCCUUGGAGAAUUUUCCGCAAAAGAUUGCAAAAGCAAUCUUCCUUUGUGGUACAAUGGUGUCUGAUGUGUUUGCUGAAGAGCUUGGGUCUGCAGAACUUUUCAUGCAAGAAUCCAAGUUUCUAAUCCAUGGUAAUGGUAAAGAUAAGCCAGCUACUGGGUUCAUGUUUGAGAAGGAGCAGAUGGCUGGGUUAUAUUUCAAUCAAUCUCCGACAAAGGAUAUUGCUUUGGCAAACGUUUCAAUGAGACCAAUCCCUCUUGGUCCAAUGAUGGAGAAGCUGUGUUUGACCCCCGAAAACUAUGGAACCAGUCGGAGAUUCUAUGUCCAAACAUUGGAUGAUCACGCUCUUUCUCCCGAUGUCCAAGAAAAGCUGGUCAGGGAAAACCCUCCAGAAGGAGUCUUCAAGAUCAAAGGCAGCGAUCAUUGCCCGUUCUUCUCAAAGCCACAAUCGUUGCAUAAAAUUUUACUUGAAAUUGCUCAGUUUCAGUAGGACCGACUUGAUUUCUUCACGAGAAUACAUGAAAUUGCUUGGGUUCAAUAGGAUUUGAUAACUUCAGAAGAAAUACUGAUUCUUUUCCAUACAAAAAAAAAAAAAA
Molecule: messenger RNA, 688 nt
Organism: Ipomoea nil (Japanese morning glory)
Lineage: Eukaryota; Viridiplantae; Streptophyta; Magnoliopsida; Solanales; Convolvulaceae
Product: putative methylesterase 14, chloroplastic
Exons: 4
Coding region: 1-582 (193 amino acids)
Biological process (GO): salicylic acid metabolic process; jasmonic acid metabolic process
Molecular function (GO): methyl indole-3-acetate esterase activity; methyl salicylate esterase activity; methyl jasmonate esterase activity
Source: RefSeq, a predicted model, not a curated record